AUGCCCACCCCACACUCCUUUCCCCCCGACCACGAAAUAUCGUCGCACACCGCCCACGCGCCGUCCGGCUCGCGUCCGACCGACUCGCCCGCGUCUGACUCGCCCGAGGUGCCGAACGUGUACGUGCAUCCUCCAGAAGAGGAGCAGUACGAUAACCCGCCCUGGUGCGUCUUCGACGCGAGCGACCCGCACGAGGACCAGCUGCCGCUCUCCUUGUCCGACGAGUCCCUCGCCGCGCGCGUGCUCGCGCGCCUCGCGCUGGAGAAGCCGCAUCCGGCGGCCGACGAUGCCCCCGCGUUCCACCGCCCGACCCAUGCGUCGGAGGAGGCCGUGAUGCCGCGCCGGGGCGCGCUCUACCAUCAGCGACCGGAGAGCCCGCUGGGCAUCCUUGCGGAGGACGAUGCGCAGAGGGGCGGGGAGGACGAGGAUGUGGUGGAGAUCGUGAAGCUGCGAAGGAGCGCCAUGCAAGAAGAGGUCAUGGAGGGCCCCGCGCCCGCGCUGAAGAAGUCAAAGACGUUCAGGGCGCGCGCGGCGUCCGCGUUCUCGUCUCUGAAGACCAUAGGCAGGGGCUCGCGCAAGCCCCCCGCGCAGAACGUGUUCCAGCCGUCGAGGGAGAACUCUGCUCCUGCCCUGCGGGAUUUGACGCAAGACUCUGCGGACGCGGCGCGGUGGUCCACCAUGCCCACCCCAAAGCUGACGAAGCGCAAGUCGCUUUCGCUCUCUCAGGUCUUCGGCGCGUCCCAGAGGAACCACCCCGCCCCCGACAUCUCAGACUCGUACGAGGAAAUCACCCCCGAGUCGUCCUGCGAUGUCUUCUUGUCUUCUCCUCCCAUGUCCUCGUCGAUCCAUCGCGCUACCUCAACCACCGUCUCUUCUCCCAGUAACAGCCAUACGUCCCCGUCGCUCGAUGAAGAAAGCCGACCGGUCUCGCCGAGCUACUCUACGAAGAGCAAGGCGAGACGCCGGUUCUCCCUGAUGGACCUCCAGCGCCUUUUCUCCGCGCCAACACAGCCGAUGCAGUCCGAGUCGCAUGGGGAGACCAGCGACUCGCUGCCUUCGACGGUGGAUCCGCCCACACCCAAGGACGAGGCCUACCACGUGCAGUUCUCCCUCCCGUCGUCGCCCGUCCUGGAUGCCCUCGCGAGAACGCCAGAGCAGGCCAAGACGCCGCACGACGCGGAUGCGGAGCAGGACUUCAGCUUCGAGAUGCGGCUCGACUCCUUCCACUUUGACUCGCUCAGCUUCGAUCCGGAUACUUUCGACGUCCGUAAUCUAUGAUUCAAAUAUCUACGCGCGCAGGCGUAUGUACUGUACGGGUUGACCGCGACAUGUUCCUCUGCGACACCUCCCUCCCUCCGUAGACAUCUCUACCGUUCGGCGUUGCGAGCCCUCCAAGGGGGGCCCACGCGCGCAUCAUGUAUAUCCACGCCACGUCCGUGGAUUCAUUUAUACCACCGCACAUAAUCCUUCAGCCAUAUCUGAUCCAUGGUGGGCCCUCGAUCUCUUCGACUUUUCUGUUUUCAUGACGUCCUUACGGCUUCUUCUUGUUUCCUCGGAACUUCCUCCUCCGUCUUUCCUGAUUAUUUCUCUAUCAUCUGACGUAGUUUAUCUCCUGCGACGAAUCGAUUUCGCAACUGGCGGUUGACCCGC
Heterobasidion irregulare TC 32-1 is the source of this 1650-nucleotide messenger RNA. RefSeq lists its product as uncharacterized. Bases 1 to 1278 code for a protein of 425 amino acids. The transcript has a single exon. NCBI's taxonomy places the organism in Eukaryota, Fungi, Basidiomycota, Agaricomycetes, Russulales, Bondarzewiaceae. The record is from RefSeq and is a predicted model, not a curated record.